This is a messenger RNA of Schistocerca americana (American grasshopper), 2136 nucleotides long. Its product is annotated as regulator of G-protein signaling 11. The record is from RefSeq and is a predicted model, not a curated record. The annotation marks the transcript as partial. Gene Ontology annotation, biological process: intracellular signal transduction; G protein-coupled receptor signaling pathway; regulation of G protein-coupled receptor signaling pathway. NCBI's taxonomy places the organism in Eukaryota, Metazoa, Arthropoda, Insecta, Orthoptera, Acrididae. The transcript is spliced from 12 exons.
AUGGAGGCGCUGGUGCGGGAGAUGCAGGACGCUGAGACCGGGGUGCCCGUGCGCAGCCAGAAACUCUUCCUCACUUCCAUCCCCUCUGCUUUCAUGGGUUACGAUCUCAUUGAAUGGCUAAUGGAGCGCCUCAACAUAGAAGAAUCUGCUGAGGCGGUCCACUUAGCCAAUCAACUCUGCCAGUACGGAUACUACUUCCCUGUCAGCGACUCCAAAAAUUUGAUUGUAAAGGACGACAGCUCCCUCUAUCGUUUCCAGACCCCCUACUACUGGCCCUGGCAACACCGCAUGCCGGACAACGUGGAGUACGCCAUCUACCUGGCCAAACGCACACUACGCAACAAGCAGCGCCACGGGCUCGAAGACUACGAGCUGGAUGCACUCACCAGUCUGAGGAAGAAUCUGCAAAACAAGUGGGACUUCAUAACGAUGCAAGCUGAAGAACAGGUGCGGCUGGCGAAGGAGCGCAAGAAGGGCGACAAGAUCGUGAGCGACAGCCAGGAGCGCGCGUACUGGCGGGUGUACCGGCCGCCGCCCGGCUACACGCACCACCUGGAGCCCGCGCCCGUGCCCGCCUGGGGGCGCGCCGCCGCAGCCGCCGCGCGCGCCAAGAGGCGCUCCUCAGACGACGUCAAGCGUGAGGUGGACUUCCUGAGGAGCUGCUUGGUGCGCACGCGCGUCAAGGUGUCGCAGGCGCUGGACAACCUGGUGCAGCACUGCACCACCUACGUAGAGUACGACCCGCUGCUGUCCGGCGUGCAGCCUUCCAACCCUUGGACCACCGAUGACCCCGCUUUCUGGCUGCUCAACAGUCCCCUAGUCGAAGUUCCAACAGAGAAGAGAGUGAAGCGCUGGGCGUUAUCCAUGGAAGAACUCGUCUCCGACCCAACAGGUUUACAGGAGUUUACCAACUAUUUGCGCAAGGAAUACAGCCACGAGAAUAUCCGGUUCUGGAUGGCCGUCAACGACCUAAGGAGGAGCGCGCAAUCACAGAUUCAUCGCAAAGUAAAGGAGAUAUUUGACGAGUUCCUGGCCCCGGGGGCGCCAUGCGAGAUCAACAUCGACGGCAAGACGAUGGAGAAGGUGCACCAGGAGCUGCGAACGCCCACGCGCUUCACUUUCGACUCCGCGGCGGAGCACGUGUACACGCUGCUGCUCAAGAAGGACUGCUACCCGCGCUUCGUCCGCUCCGAACAGUACAAGGCGCUGCUCGCCGCCGGAGUCCAGCCGCUGCAGAAAAAGAGGUUCUUCGGGUUCGGUGGUCCAGCGAAGAAGAAAUCUUCGACGUGCAACCCUCCGAACGUGGCGCUGCUGCAGCAGCAGAUGGCGGCGGCGGCCGGCGGGGGCGGCGGAGGCGGCAGCGCGGGCGGCGGCGGGGGUGGGGUGUCGUUGGGGCGGCGGCGCGGCAGCGAGCGCAGCCUGUCCGGCUCGGUGCACGAGCUGGUGGCCGCCGGCGUGCGCGAGCCGCCCCCGCGCGUGCCGCACUCACACAGCCAGUCCAACCUCAGCGACAUCCCCUACAGGGACCCUGCUCCAACGAGCAGUAGCAAACCCGAUGGCGAGGAAGCGGGGGUCAGCGGGGGCGGAGGAGAGGAAGAAGAAGACAGCAGCAUCGCGGGUGGCCAGGAGGAGGUGGUGGUGGCGGCGGAGGCGGCGGUGGUGACGGAGGCGGUGGAAGGCUCUCCUGGGGCGGUUCUGGAGUCGAGCCCCUUGUCACCCGCAGCUACAUUUGAGGGAGCAGAGGCAGCAGCUGUGCCGCUCGUGGCGGUGGCGGCGGCGUCGGUGGAGGAGGAGGUGGUGGAGGCGCUGCCGGGGGCCGGCGAGCAGCAGCCGGCAGAGGCCGCGCCCGCCCCCGCACCGCCGCCAGCUUCGCCGCCGGCCGCCUCCGCCGCCCCCGGCCCGUCGUGCUCGCGUCGCAGGUGGGAGGAGGCGGCGCCGGCGCCGCUGCCGCUGCAGCACCGGCGCCGCGACUCGUCCGCCAGCUCCUCUUCAGAGCUGAGCCUGCACCGUGUGGGCGUGGGGCCGCCACCGACGCAGCCGCCUCCCGAGAAGGCUACGCGCGCCACAUCGGAGGAGCGCGUGGUGGCGCGCAUACAGACGGUGCGCAAGUACUCGGCGGCGGACGCGCGCCGGCCC